Messenger RNA from Vigna angularis (adzuki bean), 2195 nucleotides. Its product is annotated as topless-related protein 1. Gene Ontology annotation, biological process: regulation of DNA-templated transcription. The record is from RefSeq and is a predicted model, not a curated record. Lineage: Eukaryota; Viridiplantae; Streptophyta; Magnoliopsida; Fabales; Fabaceae. Gene Ontology annotation, molecular function: protein binding. The transcript has 15 exons. The coding region runs from base 119 to 2020 and encodes 633 amino acids.
AUAAAAACCUUUAAAAAAAACCUUCUCAUGUUUUCUUCUUAAUUUUCAUCUCUUUUUUUCUCCUUUUGAUUGCGCUUUGGGUGAACCUUUGCACCUUUCUUUGGUUGAUAAUUUUGUAAUGGAGAACUCUGCUCUAAGUAAAGAUCUUGUUUUCUUAACCUUACAAUUUCUCAAUGAAGAGGGGUUGAAGGAAACUGCACAAAGGCUUGAAUGUGAAAGUGGGCUAUACUUCAACAUGAAGCAUUUUGAGGAGAUGUUAGUUGUUGGAAAAUGGAAUGAAGCAGAGAGCUAUCUUUCUAGAUUUACAAGAAUAGAUGACAACAUGCACUCAACCAAAAUAUACUUUGAAAUCAGAAAACAAAAGUACCUUGAAGCAUUGGACAUUCACGAUCGUGGCAAGGCUUUAGAUAUUCUCCUUAAGGAUCUAAAAGUCUUUUUUCCCGGGCACGAAGAUCUGUUUAAUGAAAUGACUCAGCUUUUGACAGUCAACGAUAUAAGGGAGCAUGCAUCACUUUCAACGUAUGGAGAUGCAAAUUCUGUGAGGAAAAUUGUUGCAGAUGGUAUUAUAAAACUCGUUGAGGAAAAUCCUCAGUUACAUGGAAAAUUGAAGUUUCCUACCUUUAGAAAACAGAGAUUAUAUUAUCUUCUGAACCAAAGUUUGAAUUGGCAACAUAAAGUUUGUAAAGAUCCACUUGGAGUUUCUGACAUGAAAACCUUUCUGAUGGACCGUGUUAGCGGGUCGAGCUUGAACCCUUCAUCUUUGCAAUCAGAAGGCAGUGAUUCAAUUGAAAACUUGCAAUCUGAAACUACAAUGGAGGAUCAUAAUGUAUUAUCACUGCAGGGAAGACCCUCCCAGGUGUCAAAGGAGAAUGGGUAUGGAAAAGGCUUGGAAGAUAGGAGGUCAAAUUCAAUUGAAGAAUCUCAUAAAAACUCAAAGCUUUCAAAUUACUUAGAUAUUUGUGAGUCGUCCCCUUGUCAAUUCUUGGAGCUUCCAACUCAUCCCAAAAUAUCCAAGAUAGUUAGACUGACUUACACCAAUGAGGGAAAUGGCAUUUUGGCAUUGGCAUCAAAUGGUAAUCAUCUACUUUGGAAGUGGCCAUGUAAUAAUCUUAACCCGGAUGGCAAGGUAACUACACAAGUUUCUCCUCACAUUUGGCAACCAAGGAGUGACUUUCAAUUGAUGAGCAAUGAACUUGCAAGUUCAUAUAGUGGAGUCCCAAUUUCUUCUUUCUCCUUAUCAAAGAAUGAUUUAUAUCUCAUGUCAACAUCUGGGGGACCAAUCUCCUUCUUCAACAUGUUCUCGUUUAAGAGUUUGGUGACUAUCAUGCCACCACCACCUAUGCCAACUUGUCUCGCCUUCUACCCUCGUGAUAAUAAUAUACUCGCUAUUGGUUUGGAUGAUUUCAGUAUAAUUAUAUACAACGCUAGUACAAAUAAGAUUAUAAGCAAACUUGAAGGUCACACCCAAAGAGUUUCCGACCUUGCAUUUUCAGUUAGUUUUGAUCUCCUUGUUUCCAUUGGUGUAAAAGAUCAGAUUUUUGUAUGGAACACCAAUGAAUGGAAAAAACUGAAAGAUGGGUACUUGAAAAUAUAUGGACAAAGAGUGCCAGAUAUACCAUCUGAGACACAUAUUCAAUUUCACCUAUAUCAGAAGCACUUUCUUGUUGUACGAAGUGAUUGUCUUGCAAUGUAUGAAGCAACUGAUCUCAAAUGUUGUAACCAGUGGGUUCCAAGAGUUGCAGGGGUUAUCUGCCAAGCAACUUUUUCAUCUGAUGGUCAAGCUGUGUAUGUCAGUUUUGUUGAUGGAACUGUGGCAAUACUUGAUACUUUAAAGUUUCAACUACGUUGUAAGAUUAAUCUCUCAACUUACAUUUCUACAAUCCCAAGUUCAAGCAUGUCUCCAAUAGCUAUUGCUGCACAUCCACAUAUGCCAAGCCAAUUUGUUGUGGGGCUAACAGACGGUAGAGCUUUUGUGUUUGAGCCUCGAAAAUCACAAGAUUGGAGCAGGUUUAGCCUUUGACAAUGCAACACAAGGAUUGUGAGUGACAGAAGAUUAAUAGAAUAGUAAUCAAUAACUAGAGAAAAUAAAAAACAAUAACAUUGUUUAUUGGUACUCUUCAUUAUCUAUUGCUACUUUUUUUAUUCAUUUUAUGUUAAAUUUUUCUUAAUUACAUGAUUGUUAUAUGUUUUAGUUA